AAUGGCCGUUGCCACCGAAUAGUGUAACGCGUACAUGGUACUGUCGUGUAACUGAAAAGUUUAUUAUUUUCAGUCGGAGUAUCGUCGUCGCGCGUGCUCCGUGUGCGUUGUUUUCCCCUCGGCGAGGUGCGGCGGAUCGCGCCGGGACGCGGGACCGCGCGCGACGUAAAACUGCACGCGAGCGCGAAAAUUCCCAGGAGGAAAACACGGGGUGGCAAAACCGCGUACGCGGAGGACGCAAAUUGGUGACACAAACUCGCGCCAGCAGAAAGCCUAGCUAGUGUUUAUACGGUUGAGACACUUUCGUCGAAGAGAAAACGAUCACUCCAGCGGAGUUAUCUCGUGAGUGGAGGCGUAAUGUUGUGACAUUACACUCGCGACACUUUACAAGUAUUCAAGAAUGUCUGUGAGUUACUUCCUGGACUUGGGGUAGCGCGUUAACACGAGAGUACUGUCAUUCGCCAAGUUACUGUCGAUACCGUAUCCCGAAAACGUGUUGUCAUGGACAAGCAUAACGUCGCUACACCUAUAAAUGGAUAAGAUCCUGCAGCAGAUGCACUUUAAGUAUAAGUCGGGAUAUAUCCACGAUGCGAUUGCACAGUUGUUCUUUAAUGGAUAAAGUAGUUCGUGAGAGAACUACUUUCUGCGUACUGGGAAGCAAUGCCUAUGACAGCUACGAAUGGUUAGUGCCGGAGCAAGAUUUUUAAAGGUGAAGCGUUAACAGUAUAUGUGGAUACAAGUGGGUGCAACAAUUUAAGUGGAUACAACGGUGCUGCCUGAGUUUCGGAAGAGUUACGAAAUUGUAUGCAUGACAGGAACGGGAGACGUAGGCCGCAGACGUGUUGAGUGGCGCCGAAACGCCAAUAUUCCUCGUUGCAAUUACUAAAUAAUUUAGGAAAGAGCCAAAUAAGCUGGAAAGGUGGCUAGACGCUGCCCAUAGUAAAGAGGGGCUGCGUGGGCAUGCAGCAGCCUCAGUCACGCCCUCUUCUUGGGGACUCAGUAUCCUCUACAACUUCCCCGAAUGCGCGUCAUAAUAAUCCAGUUACUGUUUUGACCCAACAACAAUUGCAGCAAUUACAACAAUUACAAGCCCAAAAUAGCAGUGGCCAGUCGCUAACAUUUGCUUUGCAACAGACAUCAAAUAAUCCACAAGAGCAAGGAAAUGGGUCGGCAACUGGAAGUCACAUAGUCUACGUAAAUCAGUUGAAUCAAUUGAAUCAGAGUACCAUAAAUCCCUCGGGGACUGGUAUGGGCCUACCCCCGGCCACCCCCACUUUUGGGGUGGGCCUUAAUAUGGGAUUGCCACUGUCACUUCUAAAUACCAGUCUUACAUCUCUCACGUCCAAUGUUAUCACCACAUCAAAUCCUCUGCUGAAUUUGGGCUUGCCAAGUAUAAGCACAGGGAUAACCACGAUAAAUCCUAGCCUAAAUCACUUAAAUGCUAUCAAUUCCAAUCUAACGUCCAACAUUGGUUCAAACAAUAUUAAUAACAGUUUGUCCAACUUGGGGCAAGAUUUGAAUAGCAUUAAUACGGGGGUGAAUACUGGAAUAAACAGGCUCAAUACGAUAAAUUCUACGAAUAUUAAUUCUGGGCUAUCUGGAGUGAGCACUGGGCUGUCAGCUCCAAAUUUGACAAGUCUAAACUCAUCGAGCGUGAAUCAGAAUCUUACUACAUUGAAUACCAAUUUAACCGUCGCGAAUUCCGGCGUAUCUGGUUUAUCUGCUAUUAAUCCGAAUACAAAUUUGACUACCACCAGUAUAAAUUCUGGUGUGAAUCAAGGUCUCAAUCGACCAGCAAAUGCCCUGGCAACUAGUUUGACACCAACUAGUUUGAAUUCCAGCAGUGCACAGUUUCCAUUCCAAACGAUACAGAGUAUUCAGACUAUUGCACCACACAUUGCAUCGUCAAAUAUAAAUGUACCAAACUCUGCUAUAUCGCAACAUCCUAAUUCAAACAUCUCACAAAUCUCCAGCUCUGGAACUCUGACCAGUUCCAGCAUAUUCACGAGCACUCCCAGCGAAACGAUUCAUGCAACUACUGCAAAUGUGAAUCACGCUUCAAACGUGAAUCUCACUACGAACAUACCGCACCUAAUGCACCCUUUAUCGAAUAUAUCAACGUCAAAUGUACAACAUAUAUCCGCGUCCAAUGAAUCGACCAUGUCAUUGAGUCAUGUUUCUUCUUUAAGUUCCUCCCAGUCGACUGGAUUUCAACCACAGCGACAGUAUUCACAGGGGAUAAGCCCUGGGUUAAGUGCAUCAGUAGCAUUAACAGGCACAACACAACCGUCGAAUGUGGUCAGUACUAUGAAUACUGUUAAGUCUAUGCAAAAUAUACAAGGUCAAAACAUUAGUUCGCCGGGCAGCCCGUUUUCAAUACCCUUGAAAAGUCCAGCGUCUAAUAUAGCACCGCCUACGCCGAGUCCUAGCCCUAAUCGACUUUUACUUAGAAGUCCGGCUUCGAACUCGAUACAAUCCAAUCGGAAUAGCCCGAGCCCAGUGAGCACAUCGACUUCGAACAGUAACUUUAACAUGCAGAUGCAAAGCCCCAUGCAGAGUCCGAUGAGUGUUAGCCAAAUACAGAGCCCUGUACUUAGCCCGUAUCCCCCUGCAAAAAGUCCUCAUCUAUUAAGCGGGAAUAAUUCUCUCAACAAUAGAAGCCCAGCACCUGGAGGUAGCCCUGGUCCACCUGUGGUUAGGCCUAAUACACCCAUAUUACAGCAAGGAAUGCAGGUGUUACAAAUAAUUCAUGGUACACCACAGGGUUAUCAAUCUGCCCCAACUCAGCUGGUAACUAGGACACAGUUAUUUGGAAAUCAGCAAAUAAUAGCGGCGAGUAAGCCCACCAAGCAACCACCGCAAAUUUUGCCAAAACCACCAAAUCAGCAAACUAGUACAACUUCUCAACAAAAGUCACAAAGAGUUACUACUACAAUUACAAAUCAGGUAACUCAACAGAGUCAACCACAAAUUGUUCUUGCUGGACCGCAGCCAAGUCCUACUACAGCAACAAUGAUUCCAACAGCACAGGGUACUGUGCUACUGAAUCAGGUAUUGCCGUCUACUGGACCUGUCAUUGUACAGCAGCAACCAGGAGGCGUUCAACUCAUACUAAGGACGCCUGCAGGCGCGCAGCAACAAACGCAUACCGCACAGUUAACGCAACAACAAUUGGUAAGGGUUGUCACAGCGCAAGGUAUGCAACUGCAGGGGCUGCAGGGGCUUACUGCUGCACCCACCACAUUUUUCGCUGUACCUAACGGAUUUCCUUCAGCUGCUUCUCCAGUAAUAAGGCAUACUCCAUCUAGUCCAGCGCCAUCUAAUUCCGGAACUAGCAAUCCCAUCGUAAUUCAGAAUGCUAUGGUACAAAGUUCUCAAUCGCAAAUCCCACAAGUCACAUCUGGUAACACUACUGGUAACAAUACUUCAUGCACGCAACCUGUCUCGGAACAAAAUCUAUUGCCGCCUCCUAAGAAGAAAGCAAAAAAGAAGAAGAAAGCCAAACGGAAAGAUGACGAACCAAAGUUAGAUCUUGCCCGUAUUAUAAAGAUAUCGGGUAUCGUGGAUGACGAUGAUAUUUUUGAUCCUGAGCUGACACCCGAAACCGAGGUUUCCGGUCAAGUACAGCAAAGCGAAACUAAUUCUGGGCAAUCUUUAGUCCAACUUUCGCAAGGGACAGCUCCUGUCAGCUCUGCUCUAACUCAAGUACCUGGAACAAAUACAACGAACACACAAGCUACUGUAUCGCAGCCGGUUAACAAUCAGCUGGUCGCCCAACUCCAGAUGCCUGUACAAAAUUCAAUAACGGGACAAUUUCGUUUAUCAAUUGGAGAAGACGGGAAACAACUUAUUUUACAUCACACCCCCGAACCGAAUCAACCCGAGAUAGAUUCGGCGACCGCGCAAGCUUUAAUACGAACCCUGACUCAAGGCAGCGGUCAAAAUUCGCAGAUUAUCUCGCAGUUCUUCAGCCAAGCACAACCAACGCCACAAUCUACUCAAAGUACAACCCAGCAAAGGCAAAAGUACGUCAAAUCUCCUUUAUCUAGCGGAGGUCCAACUUCAACCAAUACUAUAAAUUCUACUUGCUCACAAAAUGUCACUUGCACUACUAGUCCGCAUCAUGGCCAGAUAUGUUCGAAGCCGAUUAAUCAGCAGAAAAAUACAAACGUCGUUCCUCAAGAGACUAAUUCGCUACCUAAUGUUUACAUUCAAAGCAGCCUCGGAUUACAAGAGAUACGAGAAACGAAGAACCUGAUCAACGUAAAGAACCUGAAAAUGUUAAGCGUGGCAGAGCAAGCUAAGAAUUUGAAUUUUCCGUUUACAUUGUCAACGAGCGUACACACUCCGCUGAACGCCCCGGAUGUCCUACCUACGAAGCCUUCCGCUACUAUACUUGGCAUCCCUGGCCCUCGAAUGCCUAAUGCGAGUCAAGCAAAUUCGAGUCAACAAAAUUCCAAUCUUUCUCUACAAAAGUCUAGUCAGGCACGACUCGUGAACACUUGCGUGACAAAUGUACGACAGAAAUUGGGAAAGCAACCGCAGCAACGGCAACACACCGUUCACGUGCAGAAAUCAUUAUUACCUAGUACUUCGGUAGCACAAAACGAUCAUGUGUCUAAAACUAAUCAGAGCCUUCAGCAAACGAAUCAACAAGAGAGUCUAACGCUGCAGCAGGAGUCGCCACUAUUUCAACAUAAUCAACAGAUCACCGCGCAAACUGUACAAACUCAAAAUGUGCAACAAAUAUUUGAACAAAAUUUACAGAGCUCAAACAUUCAUCACAAUUCCAUGAAUAUACUGCAGCAGCAAAGUUCUUGCAACACUAUGCAGCAACACGAUACUAUGAAUGUUUUACAUUCAAGUAUUCAACAAAAUACGAUUAACGUGUUGCAACAAAAUACAGCUGGCAACGUGCAGAAUAUAGAACAAAGUUUGCAGUCGGGUAUCAAGGAUAUAGCCCAUGCGCAGCAGAACGUCAUGACUAGUUUGCAACAACAAAAUACGUCUGCUGUUUUACACAAUACGAGCGUCCAGCAAAAUGUGAAUGUUCAGCAACAAAAGGUAGUGACAGCGAAUACCUUCUCUUCCGUUAAUGCGCAUCACUUCGAGUCUCAAAAUUCGGCUAACGUCGUGCAACAAGGAAUCAAUCCGCAACAAAACAAUCAGAAUCAGAAUAUCUUGAUUACAAACACUCCUACCUCUAACACUUCCAAUACCACCCAACAAAAUGAAUCUCAAAAUGCCGAAUCCCAAGGUGCAAAUAUACUGAACUCGGCGGCGAACAAUAUACUGAAUAACGCGCCUAAAAUCACGCCCGAAAUUUUAAAUGCGCUGAGAAACUUGAAUCCCAACGACCAACUGCUGAUCGCAAACGCGAACGGUCAGAUGCAGGUGAUCAGUCAGCAACUCUUGCAGCAACUUUUGGCUGGACAAUUAAACGCGACGCAGAAUCAGACGCAGAAUCAAAAUCAAACACAGAAGAUAGUAAUUGGCGAGCCGGAUGCAAACAAUCAGAACUUGCAAGGGGUUCAGAUCAACACUCCGACGAGCCAAAUAAUCGUGAAUAGUUCCGGUGGGGCUCCAACUAUUCAAAAUAAUAUUCAGAACAUUGUGGUACAAGCUUCACCGUCCCAGAUACCGCAACAUAUACAAAUUCAAAAUUCUGGCUUUCCUAACCAAUUUAUUGACAACCUGAAUCAACAACAAAUUAGAAAUUUAGGCAACAAUCCACCAAAGAAGGCGAAAGUCGUGAAAAAGAAAGUUGCUGUUACCGCUCAAAGCAUUGUAACACAGACGAAGACAGUAACCGUUACUCGACCAACUAUGGUUACGGCGAAUACGUCCAAUGUGCAAAAAGUUGACAAUUCUAAUAAAACAAAUACGACGGUAUCUCAUAAUAUAAAUCUCACUAAGAGCGAAUCGACUCCAAUCAUUACCAAUGGUCCUUUGAUUUCGACUUCUGCCGGUGGUCACGUAACAGUUCCCUCAAAUGGCCAAGUGGUACAUAGAGUACAAACUAUUCAGCUCCCUGCUCAGUUGCAGCAAUCGCUGAAAAACAUUCAUUUACAAAUCCAAGCUAUUUCGGCUCGAAAAUCUAAUACGUCAUCGCAUGAUCCGGUGUUGGCGAAAUUAUAUCAGGAGCAAGCAAGGAUAAUAGCCAGUGGAAAAGUCGUUAGCACUACUACACAACCUUUCACUAGCACUGCCGAAACAAUGUUCAGUGUAGUUUCAUCAGUUGCGUCAAAUAUACAUUCACAAAACUCAUUCAAGAACCAGACGUCAGCGGCGCAAACGCAAACACAAACUUCCACUACUGCUAUGCCAGCAACAUCUCAAACUCCAAGUCUAAACAUUGUUACGUCUGUAACAAUGCCGAGUAGCUCGAAUAAUAGUUUCAUUAACAAUAUAACGGUGUCGCAAGGUGUGCAAGGACAACAAUCGGGUAUAUCGAACACUGUAACACAGAGCAUGCAUCAGACUAAACAGAAUAAGUUUUAUCAGAAUCACGGGACUCAGAUAUUGAAUCCGUCCUCCGCGAACAUUCAAAUCUUCUCGCCGCCGAUCACCUCUGUGGCAACUCAGCAAUUACAGAGCAACGCACAACAAUUGACUCAAGUUCAGACACAGCAGCAGCCAGGCAUACAAUGUCAACAACAAUCGACGCAAUGUCAGACAGAUCCAUUGGACUUUAAACCAAAUAUACAGACACCGAGUCCUGUGAAACAGGAACUCUCGUCUCCUAUCCAAGUUCAAGUUCAAAGCGGCUCUCCUGCAAGUCAAGUAACCUCGCCUAGAAUGAUAAGCAAGGGAACACAGAGGAUUCAGAGUCCUGUAAAUACCAAUGGAGGCGCAGUGAAGCAACUUGUCAGUCCUAACAGCAGCACCAAUCCUUUGAUAAGUCCAAGGCAAGGCGUAAAAAGGCGUGCGACUAGCCCGAUUUGUAGGCAAUUGAACCGCGGCGAUUUAAUGGAACAGCAGCUAAAAAUCGAUCAAAAUGGUGCAACCAAUCCGGAUAUGAAUACACCAUUCUCAGGCAAGCGUGAUGCUUGCAAACGUUUGGUAAGGUAUCAUUGUCUAAAUGAGCAAGUACUUGGACCUAAAGAUCUGACGAAAGCGGAUGAAAUAUUUGAAGAGACAGCAAAACAUUUGUUGAGCAAAUUCAACUGUAUGAUAAAUAAAUACACGUAUCUUCUCCUAAUGGAAAGCAUGCGCGAAGUGAGAACGUCGGAAUUGAUGAUGAUUGAUAGGACUUUUGUGGCUGAAGAGCAAAGUAUUCUUAAUAGGUUACGGGAACAGGAGGCAAAGCUUAAUGAAGAGCUUAAGAAAGAAGAAAAACCGUUGGUGCCAAAAGUUGAACCUGGCCUUGUAGAAGAGAAUAAAUCAACAUUAACAACGUCGUCAUCCUUGGUGAAUGUGUCUGUAAAGCGUGAAUUAGAAGAUAAUUUCCCAAAUGAUGAGGUGGAAUGCAAACCAGUGAUUAAGACGACAAGUAGUACUAACAAUAGUGGCGAUUACGACGAGUGGUUGGAGAUCCAGAAAGAACUGGGUGUAUAUCCGUCUACUGCAGACACUUUAAAGUGUAAAAACGGCAAUAACAGUGGUAGUAGUGCAUGUGCUGUUACGAGAUCAUCGAAAAUUGAAAGAACGCGAGCAAACGGCGAGUGUCUCCGUACGAAUGUUUCAAAUACAAAUGUACCCGGUGUCUCGAAUGCGAUUAUGAAGGACGAUUGCGAGCAGGAUGUAAAUACGCCCUUCGACAGACGUUGGUGUAGUGCCACUGAUCUCGAACGGGAUUUGUCAGAGGAUACCGACUUGGAUGGAUUGGCUUUGCAUUCGCAGACACAAUGUCCAAGCAGUACCGCCCCGAAUGUAACGAGUAGCGAGAGCGGAAACACCGGUAACGAGCAUAAAAUCAAUGAGCAUGUACAGUCCGCCAUCGACGGCAUUCUUAAUCUUAAGGAACGUCCUGCGAAUACCCUGUCGGGCAGUGGUAACGGCAGUUCGCAAUCCAGCGAUUCGAGAGACACUGCGCUGGACCAAGCGGUCCGCAGCAUUUUAAGCUCGUGACCCUCCUUUAGCAAAGUAUGUUAAGAAGUGAAAGUUGAUAGUUGAAUCAAGCUAAUUAAUGCAUCUUAAGAAUUUUAGAGAGACUAAGAUCGUCGAUUUUUCAUGGUUUUUGUGGAUAUCAUUGAGAUCUACCUAUCAUGAGAACUAUGUUUUUAGUAUUGAUAACAUCGGGUGAACUAUGUUUCCGAUACUGCAUAUCUUGGAGAGCACACAAAUAUAAUUACUAAAUUAUUUGUAUAAAUCAUACGUGAUCUUUAUUAUUUUAUUUAUAUGUUAUUCAGCAGAAGGCAAACUGGAUCGCGCAUACAUGUUGUGCGGCAUGAUACCGAACAUUUUGAAUAUUUCUCAAAGAAUUCUGUUCUACAAUGGCAAUAAUUAUUCAUAAUAUACAAAACAUGUAUACUUUCCAGUAGUCUAGCUGUAAUAAAGCCACCGCAUAAAUCUAUAAUUAUAGCAGCUGUACAUGUGAAUAGAUUAGAUAGAUAACUCGCUCAGAAUUUUCAAUAUGCCACUUUGUAAUGUAAUUUUGUAAAAAGUAAUUAUUUAAAGCAACUUAUUCCAAUUUAUCUGUAGUACUUGUAGGCGAAUUAUUGAUACUUAAAAAAAAAAUGGGUCGGUGAAUAUUGUACAUACGUUUCAAGAUAUAUUAUUAUUACGGUAAUAUUAUUGUAUUAUUGUUAUUGAGAUUUAUUCUCAGAAUUAUUAUUAUUAUUAUUAUUUACAAUUAUUACGAUUAACACCAUCAUCAUUGGAACAUGUGGGAAAAGCAAAGAGAAAGUAGUAGCAUAAGAGACUGACAUGUAAAAUCGUGGGAAAAUGCGGAAUGUAAAUUAAUAACAAGAUACAGGGUAAUUUGUUAUCGAUGAUGCAAUCGAAAAGGUGAUAAUCCUGAAAAGACAAAUCGUAAAUAUCGAAUAAAGUUUUUUCACAAGACUUUAUAUUUUCAGAAAUAGUCUCCUACAAAAAGUGUAGAAUACGAAUAGAUUUCUUCGUAGGUUCACUCUUCACAAAUCGGUUGUGUCGUCGAUAACAGAUUAUUUUGUACAAAAAGGAGAAAGGGAAUAGAUAGCAUUUAUGCAUGCUUAUUUUGGAUUCAUUUCUAUUCGACAUAGUAAUAUAUGCAGUCUCAAUGUCAAGACGCAAAAUCAAAGAGAUAAAAAUGUUUCUAAAUGAUGUAUAGGGUUUUCCUUUUUUUUUAGCAUCACAUAUGGAUUCACAAUAUAGGUAUGUGGGUAAUUGACGGAAGGUAUGUUGGAGAGUGCAUGUGUGGAAAAAGGAUAAUCACAUAAUAAAUCUGAUUAUUUGGGAAUGUCUCUAUAGCUAUCGAUAAGAAUCAACAUACAUUCCUGUGGUCAAUGUAUGGUUUAUUUUUAAUUUUAUGUAUUUUAAUUACACGAUAUUGUCACAAAAAUAUUCCUAUUUAAAAUUAAGAAAAAAAGAUUGUUACCUUGAAAUUCAUUUUUCUGCUUUUUAACAAAUUGAUGCUCCUGUAAAAUGCAAAGAUGAGAUCUGUGUAUCUUCUGCGAGAUGAAGUUUUAUUAUGUGAACUCGAUUGCGCGUAUUCUUUUUCUACAUAUAUCUAAAACAACUCUCUGAUGACAGCGGAAACGGAGCGUUUUCUGGCAAAAGCAAUCCAAGACUGACGUAUAUACAGAAAAAAAAAACAAGCAAAACUAUAAUGUAAUGUAUUACAUUAAGGAAUAAUAAUCGUUUGUACAUACAUAAUGUUCAAUUACACACUCUCGACGGCAAUCGUGACUUAAUGAAUUCUUCACAGAUUUCAAAGAUUUGCAUAUAUUGAAAUUCUUUUGAUCCUAAUAAAUUGCCGAAUAUUUCACGAGUAUGUAUGUAUGUAUGUACAUCAUCCUACAUCCCCAUCUGCGAAGUUCGGAUCACGUGUGUGUUUUUUCGCGAGUUUGCAAUUAUUGCACGUUAACAAACCGAGAUUGUUAACGGUACAACCGCUGGCGAGAGUGAAGACAAAUGGUACAGUGAUAAUAUAUUAUAAAUAUAAUUUAAACAACAUUUUAUUUUUCAUUUGUUUAUCAGUAUACCCAGAUUUAAAAAGAAAACGUAUCAUUGUUUAUAAUCAUAGUUCUAUAUAUGUGUCGCAGAAUUAUACAAUCUUGUAACACAAUUCAAUCUUUCUUUUACGAUAUUAUUACUUCGAAUUAUUUUUACGUAAUAUAGACGAACAGCAGAUGAAAUAAUAGUAACGAAAUUCAAUACGAGCGUAAUUUGUAAGUCGAUGCGCGAGCAUGAUGAUCGGAUGAUGAAAUCCUGUGUUUUUGUAUUUUGCAGAGGAGAGCGUUUGUGCUUAACGAAACGGGACAUUGUACAUUGCGUGAAGUUUUUUAAAGCCGAUAAAAAUUUCGUGCACCAUGUACUUAAAACUGUCGUCUCAUUUCACAUCUUUUCGAGCAUUUUUAUUAUUUCUAUUAUUUCUCCAUCAUUAAUCGGAACUGAGUUUGCUCUUGAUUUUGGAUUCACGAGACGGAUAACAGCGGUUUACCUCAAGAGUCAAGGAUCCGAAACCGGUAUAAUUCCGAAAUGAAAGAAUCCAACUCUUUUUCCAGCGUAAAAAAAAUUUGCGGAGGUCGCAAAUUGAAAAGAAUCGAAUGCCGAACGCCGCAAUUUUGUGAAUUCGUAAGAACCAACGUAUAGGAAUCACGAUUGGAUGUAAUUUAUAAAUCGAAAGGAUAAUGAAAAUUAUAAUAAUUAUAUUUGUAUUUAUUUAUUAUUGCGUUUAAAUAUUUUUUAUGCGCACGCAGAUUUAUAUAACGAAUACAUUUAUUUGACGCAA
Wasmannia auropunctata (little fire ant) is the source of this 10873-nucleotide messenger RNA. RefSeq names its product mucin-17 (gene Bicra). NCBI's taxonomy places the organism in Eukaryota, Metazoa, Arthropoda, Insecta, Hymenoptera, Formicidae. Gene Ontology annotation, biological process: positive regulation of DNA-templated transcription. Bases 961 to 8070 code for a protein of 2369 amino acids. The record is from RefSeq and is a predicted model, not a curated record. The transcript is spliced from 16 exons. Gene Ontology annotation, cellular component: SWI/SNF complex.